This is a messenger RNA of Eurytemora carolleeae, 372 nucleotides long. It is a transcript of the gene Pomp, whose product is annotated as proteasome maturation protein-like. The record is from RefSeq and is a predicted model, not a curated record. The coding region runs from base 1 to 372 and encodes 123 amino acids. Gene Ontology annotation, biological process: proteasome assembly. NCBI's taxonomy places the organism in Eukaryota, Metazoa, Arthropoda, Copepoda, Calanoida, Temoridae. The transcript is spliced from 4 exons. Gene Ontology annotation, cellular component: cytoplasm; nucleus.
AUGGAUGCAGCAACAUUCACACAAACGAAGAUCCUGUGUGGGAUUAGUGUUCAGAAGAAGAUGGAUGAAAUGCACCCUUAUCAUCCUCUUUACAAGAGCGAAGCUAAUUAUCACAAGAACCGAGAUGAAGCAGAGAUGGAUAUGCUGCGUAGAACAAUGGGUCUAGGAUUCCCUCUCAAACUACAGAUGGAAAGAAAGCUUGCGGGCAAGGUUGGUCAUCUUCCCUGCAUAACCACGUCUAGCCAUGCAUCCCUGGACGCCCUGCAGGGUAUCGAUACCACCAUCAGCUACGACGAUAUCUUUGGACAGGCGGAGUUCAUGGAGGCCAUCCCCGACCUGCCCUUCAACGCUGUCAACAAUAUGAAGAACUAA